Molecule: messenger RNA, 1417 nt
Organism: Elgaria multicarinata webbii
Lineage: Eukaryota; Metazoa; Chordata; Lepidosauria; Squamata; Anguidae
Gene: HIGD1A
Product: HIG1 hypoxia inducible domain family member 1A
Exons: 4
Coding region: 114-401 (95 amino acids)
Biological process (GO): negative regulation of apoptotic process; mitochondrial respirasome assembly
Cellular component (GO): mitochondrion
Source: RefSeq, a predicted model, not a curated record
GAGUCAGGGGAGUCUGCGCUGCAGCUUUGUCGCCGAGCAGAAGCCGGUGUGAGGGCGGCAGUGUCGUGUCGUGUCGCGGGAGGCUCCGUCGUCCGGAGAGCUGCUGAGUUAACAUGGCAACCAGUUCAGAAAGUCCUCUCUCUAGCUAUGAGGCAGAAGAUACCCAAGGCUCAAAAUUGCUUAGAAAAUCCCGGGAGUCCCCGUUUGUCCCAGUUGGCAUUGCAGGUUUUGCAGCAGUGGUAGCCUAUGGACUCUACAAACUGAAGCACAGAGGGAACACCAAAAUGUCUGUUCACCUGAUUCAUAUGCGUGUGGGAGCACAGGGCUUUGUCGUGGGUGCCAUGACUUGUGGUGUGCUUUAUUCCAUGUAUCGAGAAUACUUGGCCAAGCCCAAGCCCUAGGGAAGCGCGAACUGAAACCUGUGUGUGCUGGUGUUCUUAUGUACUCUAAUGUUAGGCUUCACAUGGAAAUGCUGCUGCUGUCAAAACAAACAAGGCUGCAGCUCUAACUUUGCACAUCUCACGCAUGGUAUAAACCUCUAUGAUGCCAGUGUUACUCUAGAUUAGGUGGUUGGUGACAAAAGUUGCCCCUUUCUGUCAUGAUCAGGACCAUAAACUGAUAUUUUACAGAUUACAACCCUUUUCACUAUGCAUACCUGACACUUAGGCACUCUGUGGCUUAGAGGUCCAGAAUUUCAUCUUCAGAGGUUGUUGACUGAGAAAGCAAACAAGAAAAUAAAGGGAGGGGUGUGCCAGUGUUCCUGUCAUUUCUCUUCAAGAGAUGCAAGGCCGGCCUCUCGGUAGCCCUGAUUUCUUUAAACUCCAAUAGAACACAUCGUGUGGAAUAAAUAGUGGAUAAAGCUAUUAAAAAUAUAUUUAUUAUUUGGUAUCGUGGAAAGUUAACUUAUUUGACCGGAUAAGGCAUUGCAGCUUCUAAAAUUGCACGUUUCUUUUUGGGUGUGUUGAUGUCAGAUUUUAUUUAAGGAGCAUCUAUACAGCUUAUUUGUUAGAAAAUUCUAGCAGUAAAAGAAUAGGGCCAACGGAGUGGUGGCAGUAUGGAUUGUGGCAUUACAUUUGGGCACUCGGGGAAGCCCUUGCCUGCCACUCCAGCUCAAAACUAUGAGAGGAGGGAGCGAGGCCUGGGCCCCUCCUGCCCAGUGGCCAGCCAUUAUUGGGUAUAUCUGUAAUCACCUUCUUAAAUCACUAAACGUUGACUUUUAUUGUCAAAUUGACAGCUAGUACAUGGACCCUGCAGCUGUGGCUACAAUGAAAUAUAACAUAUGUCAACUUUAUAUUUUUUUUUUGGUGAAGUUCUUUGCAUUCCCUGGUUUUAUCAUGGUAUAUUGAGAGUUGCUAAUCAAUGCAGUGUAAAUCUAAUCUAAUGACUCUGGUUUUAUUAAAUAAUAUGUACAUAAGAA